Colletotrichum lupini is the source of this 1779-nucleotide messenger RNA. Its product is annotated as major facilitator superfamily transporter. The record is from RefSeq and is a predicted model, not a curated record. The coding region runs from base 1 to 1779 and encodes 592 amino acids. NCBI's taxonomy places the organism in Eukaryota, Fungi, Ascomycota, Sordariomycetes, Glomerellales, Glomerellaceae. Gene Ontology annotation, biological process: transmembrane transport; intracellular polyamine homeostasis. Gene Ontology annotation, molecular function: polyamine transmembrane transporter activity. The transcript has 3 exons.
AUGACUACCACAUCACACGAUCCGGAAAAGGAUUCUUUUCCGCCGGAAGAAACCAAAAACCCAGGCCGUGGUGAGGAACAGAGCAGCAGUAGCCAAUCGAGCGACAGCGAAGAUGAGAUCACAGAGGUUGGCCGGAGGAAUGGAGACCGGUCCCGCAAGUCUGCCGCGGCCGAUGCCGAUGCCGACUCGGAGGGGGACGGGGAGGUGGAGGGAGAGGAUGGGGACCCAUCAGCAGCCGGCAACGCCCCGGCGAGAACGCGGUCCCGGGCCUCGUCCACCCGCUCCCGAGCCCUUUCCAUCGUCGCCCGGUCUAAACGGCGCGGGUUUCUCGCACAGCUCACCACCAUCCCGGAAGUGGAUAACCCGUAUCAUUACACCAACAAGACGAAAUGGACAAUCACCUUGAUCAUCGCUCUCGCCGCGGCCGUCUCACCCAUGGGCUCGUCCAUCUUCUAUCCCGCCCUCACCGAAAUGUCCAAAGAAUUCGGCGUCACCCCCACAAUCACCAACCUCUCGGUAGCAUUCUACAUGCUCGCCAUGGCAAUCUUCCCCCUCUGGUGGUCCUCCUUCUCCGAGACCCUCGGCCGCCGCACAAUCUACCUCCUCUCCUUCACCCUCUUCGUCCUCUUCUCCAUCCUCUCCGCCGUCAGCGUGAACAUUGAGAUGCUCAUCGUCAUGCGCCUCCUCGCCGGCGGCGCCAGCGCCAGCGUCCAGGCCGUCGGCGCCGGAACCAUCGCCGACAUCUGGGAGCCGCGCGAGCGCGGCCGGGCCAUGAGCAUCUUCUACCUCGGGCCCCUCACGGGCCCCUUGCUCGCGCCCAUCAUCGGCGGCGCGCUGGCGCAGCGGUUCGGGUGGCAGUCGACCAUGUGGACGCUCGCCAUCUACGGCGGGCUCGUCCUCGUCAUGAUCCUGUUCUGUCUGCCCGAGACCCUCGCGCGUCCCAGACCUGUGGCAGUACCGCAGCAGCCUCAACUCGUAUCAGAAGGCACCGAAAAGAACGCCCUCGCCCGGACAAAAACAACCGAAUCCGUAAAAGUCCACUCCAAAAAGGCAGCCGCCUUCUUCAAAAAGUCCUUCAUCGACCCCCUCUCCGUCCUCUUGUACCUCCGCUUCCCGCCCGUCGCCAUAACAGUCUGGUUCGCCGCCGUCACCUUCGGCGCCCUCUUUGUCGUAAACAUCUCGGUCCAGGCCACCUUGUCCCAAGCCCCCUACGGCUUCAGCGAGCUCAUCAUCGGCCUCUUCUACUUCCCCGCCGGCCUGGGCUACUUCCUCGCUUCCCUUCUGGGAGGCCGCUGGCUCGACGUCAUCAUGGCGAGGGAGGCCCGUAAGGCGGGGCGGUACGACGCCGACGGGAAAUUGAUCCUGCUGCCGGAGGACAGGAUGCGCGAGAACAUCUGGAUCGCGGCGACGGUGUACCCGGCUUCGCUCAUCUACUACGGCUGGGUGGUGGAAAAGGGCCUGUUUUGGUUUGUGCCGUGUAUCGGUCUGUUUACAUUCGGCGCCAGCUCGAUGCUCGUGUUUGGCGCCGCCACGACCAUGCUAACCGAAUUCAUGCCCAAACGCAGCUCGGGAGGCGUGGCGGUGAACAAUUUUGUCAGAAACAUUUUCAGUUGCAUUGGUGCGAUUGCCGCGCAGCCCGUGAUUAACGCCAUCGGCAACGGGUGGCUCUUCACGAUACUGGGUAUCUUUGCCUGGGUGUCGGGCUAUAUCUGUGUCUGGACCCUUAGGAAGAAGGCCCCUGAGUGGAGGAAGAGCAUGGACGCGGCGUUGAACAAAUGA